This is a messenger RNA of Cucumis sativus (cucumber), 829 nucleotides long. RefSeq names its product phytohormone-binding protein. Gene Ontology annotation, molecular function: signaling receptor activity; abscisic acid binding; protein phosphatase inhibitor activity. The transcript is spliced from 2 exons. The record is from RefSeq and is a predicted model, not a curated record. Gene Ontology annotation, cellular component: nucleus; cytoplasm. NCBI's taxonomy places the organism in Eukaryota, Viridiplantae, Streptophyta, Magnoliopsida, Cucurbitales, Cucurbitaceae. Bases 188 to 664 code for a protein of 158 amino acids. Gene Ontology annotation, biological process: abscisic acid-activated signaling pathway; defense response.
UCGUUUUCCAAAGCAUCCAACAUAUAAAAGGAAACAAAAUAACAAUAACAAUGCAUGAAAGCCAUUUGUUGAUCCUCUACACAACUGUUGAGUUUUUUACUGCAUAUAUAUCUCAUUCUUUACAACACAAAAAUGAUUUCUUUAAUUUGGAACUACAAGCAAAAUAAAGGCUAAAGAAAUUAAAGCCAUGGUUAAGGAGGUUGAAGCUGAGGCAAAAGUUGGGGUUGGAAUUGAAACUCUUUGGAAAGCUUUGGUUAAAGACUUGAGAUUUAUUGUUCCAAAGCUCAUGCCCAACACUGUUGAAAAAGUUGAGCUCAUUCAUGGAGAUGGUGGUCUUGGCUCUGUCUUGCUCUUCCAUCUUGUUCAUGAUGAGGAGAUGAUGAAAAGGCAAAAGGAAAAGAUAGUAAAACUUGAUGAAACAAAGCAUGAAUUUGGGAUAGAAGUGAUGGAAGGAAACAUAUUGAAAAGAGGGUUUCGUUCUUUCAACACAACGUUCAGACUUUCUUCCAUCAGUGAAAAGGAAACCCUCGUGGAUUUCAAAGUUGUUUAUGAAACUGAACUGAGUGAUGAUGAAGUUGAACAAACUCACUUGGAGAAAAUGGCAACUUCCACAGCUCUUUCUUUUUUCCAACUCUUGGAAAACUUUCUUCUUCAUUCAUCAUGAUCAUAUGAUCAUUAAGAAACUUUGUUUUCCUUUUUGGUGGUUGUUUUAUCUAAUAUUAAUGUAAUCUCUCACAUGCAUGGUCAAUUUGGAAUUGAUAUUGUUGUUGUUCAGUUUCUUUUAAGGUGUAACAUUUAUAAUUUUAGAAUCCUAUUUUAAUUUGGUUCA